AGAGGGGGAAUCAUGCAGUUUAUGGUCUGGGUGGAGGGGCUCCUGUGUCAACUGUUCGUAUUUAUAUCCACUUCUUGGGAAUUGCGUUUACACCCAAAACAAGAAACCUUCGUGAAGCAACUGACCUCCUAUGAGAUAGUGACCCCGACGCGGGUGAACGACUUCGGAGAAGCGUUUCCUCACGCGCAUCACUUCAGGAGGCGGCGAAGUCCCGACCCGGAGCCGUGGGCGCCGAGGACCCACUACCGGAUCGCCGCGUUCGGGCAGCGCUUCCACCUCAACCUGAGCGCCGACUCCGGCUUCGUGGCGCCCACUUACCAGGUCACCCACUUGGGCGGCGGCCCGCGGGGCCACGCGGCGGGGGAUGCCUUCCCGGGGGAGCGCCCCGACAUCCAGCACUGCUUCUACACCGGUCACGUCAAUGCUGACAUCGGCCACACCGCCGUGGUCAGCCUGUGCACCGGGCUGAUGGGCACUUUUCAAACACAUGAAGGACAGUAUUUUCUGGAACCUCUGAUGAAACCAGAUGGAGAUCAAUAUGAAGAUGAGCACAAUAAACCUCACCUCAUUUAUCAACACAAAGCACUGAAGAAUGAUCCCUUUGGGCAUGCCUCUCACCCAUGUGCAACUGCAGAACAAACACCUCAUAUGAAGAAAAGACUUCUCAAGAUGCACAAUGCUAGCAGUACUAAUGAGCAUCUAGAUACCUUAAAUGGUGCGAUUAGCUCCGAGCAACCUCCAACUAAAGAUUCCGCAUUAGGAAGUGGAGCACAGCUGCACACAAGACAAAAGCGCUUUUUGUCGUAUCCAAGAAUUGUGGAGGUGAUGGUCACCGCUGACAGCAAGAUGGUGCAGCAUCAUGGACGGCAUUUGCAACACUACAUUUUAACGCUUAUGUCCAUAGUGGCUGCAAUCUAUCGAGAUCCCAGUGUGGGAAAUCUGAUCAACAUCGUUGUUGUAAAGUUAGUUGUGAUCCACAAUGAACAGGAAGGACCAAGCAUCACAUUUAAUGCAGCUACAACUCUCCACAACUUCUGCGUGUGGCAGCAAACCCAGAACGUCUUGGAUGAUGCUCACGCAUUGCAUCAUGACACAGCAGUUCUCAUAACUAGGGAAGACAUUUGUAGAGCUAGAAACAAGUGUGAUACACUCGGAUUAGCAGAGCUUGGUACAAUGUGCGAUCCAUAUCGCAGUUGCUCCAUUAGUGAAGAGAACGGUCUAAGUGCUGCUUUCACUAUAGCACAUGAACUUGGGCAUGUGUUCAAUAUGCCUCAUGAUGAUAGUUUUAAAUGUAAGGAAGCUGGAGUGAAGCACCAGUACCAUGUUAUGGCUCCGACCUUAAACUACCACACCAGUCCAUGGACCUGGUCAAAAUGCAGUCGCAAGUACAUCACUGAAUUUCUGGACACUGGAUAUGGAGAAUGCUUGCUUGAUGAGCCUGUAAUAAGGAGCUAUGAGCUUCCACUCCAGUUACCUGGUCAAAUCUAUGAUGUAAAUAAACAGUGUGAACUCAUGUUUGGUCCUGGAUCACAAGUCUGUCCCUACAUGAAACAAUGCAAGCGAUUGUGGUGCACCAGUGCAGAAGGAGUGCAUCGAGGUUGUCGAACACAACACAUGCCACUAGCUGAUGGAACUGAGUGUGGCCACGGAAUGCAUUGCCGCCAUGGACAUUGUGUGAACAAAGAGAUACAGACAAGACCACUGAAUGGAGAAUGGGGCCCCUGGGAACCAUAUGGAACAUGUACAAGGACAUGCGGUGGAGGGAUCAGAAGCGCAGCAAGAGAGUGUAACAAACCAGAACCCAGAAAUGGAGGAAAGUAUUGUGUGGGUCGCAGAAUGAAAUUCCGAUCUUGCAACACUGAUCCGUGCCCAAAGGGCAGGAAAGAUUUUAGGGAAGAGCAGUGCUCCAAGUUUGAUGGGAAGCAUUUCAACAUCAAUGGUUUGCCACCUAACGUACGCUGGCUUCCAAAAUACAGUGGCAUUCUUAUGAAGGAUCGUUGCAAACUCUUCUGCCGAGUGGCUGGAACUACUGCCUAUUAUCAGCUUAAAGACAGAGUUGCUGACGGCACUCCUUGUGGACCUGAUACAAAUGACAUCUGUGUACAAGGCUUGUGUCGGCAAGCAGGAUGCGAUCAUGUAUUGAAUUCCAAAGCCAGGCGGGAUAAGUGUGGGGUAUGUGGUGGAGAUAAUUCCUCGUGCCGGACCCUGGCUGGUACUUUUAAUAAUGUACAAUAUGGAUAUAACGAGGUGAUACGAAUACCUUCAGGAGCAACCAAUAUUGACAUCCGUCAGCACAGCUAUUCUGGGAAGCCAGAUGAUGACAACUACCUUGCCUUAUCUGACAGUCAAGGCAGUUUCAUUCUGAAUGGAAACUUUGUGGUGAGCAUGUUUAAACGAGAAAUCAGCGUACAGGGAACCAAACUGGAAUACAGUGGGUCGGAUAAUGCUGUGGAGCGCAUUAACUGCACUGAUCGAAUUGAGGAAGAGCUGAUUCUGCAGGUUUUAUCUGUAGGAAAUUUGUACAAUCCAGACGUGCGUUACUCCUUUAAUAUACCCAUAGAAGACCAAAUGGAGCAAUUUGUUUGGGAUCCUUAUGCUUCAUGGCAAGAGUGUAACAGACUGUGUCAAGGUGAACGAGCUCGAAAGAUUGUCUGUAUGCGAAAGAGUGAUCACUUGGUUGUUUCUGACCAGAGAUGUGAGCAUUUGCCUCGACCUAUCCCAAUCACUGAGUCUUGCAACACAGACUGUGAAUUAAGGUGGCAGGUCCUUGGUAAAAGUGAGUGCACGGCACAGUGUGGACCGGGGUACAGAACGCAAGACAUUCACUGCAUGAAGUAUAACCAGGAUGAAGGACCAAGUGAGCCCGUUGAUGACAGAUAUUGUAGCUUUCAGCCAAAACCUCCAAACAGAGAGCCCUGUCAUGGUGACUGCCACAUAACCAGCUGGCACUAUACUUCCUGGUCACAGUGCUCUAAAACCUGUGAACGUGGUGUGCGAACCCGGGAGGCAUACUGCAUGAACAACCUUGGUAGACGCCUUGUUGACCGGGAGUGCAAUAAGCAACAAAAUGUGAUAUCCCAGAGAUGCAAUGAAUUUUCCUGCCCUGACUGGACAGCCAGUGAAUGGAGUGAGUGCCUAGUGACAUGUGGGAAGGGGACGCGGCAUCGGCAGGUAUCAUGUCGCUUGAAUGAUGAGCAUCUCAGUGACAAUUUCUGCAACCCACGUACGAAGCCAGAGGUUGCAGGGGGGUGUGAACUUCAGGAGUGUGCAUCGUGGCAGGUUGGAGCAUGGGGACCGUGCGCUGCAACUUGUGGACAAGGGUAUCAGAUGCGUGCAGUGCGGUGUGUUGUAGGGCCUUACGGUACAGUUAUCGAUGACAGAGAAUGCAAUGCUGCAACCCACCCAAGAGAUAGCCAGAACUGUGAGUUGCCUCCUUGUUUAGAGACACCACACAUGCUAACGACUGCAGUUCCAGCCAUUCGAAGAGGAAUGAUGACCCAGUGGCGAUAUGGAUCCUGGACACCUUGCUCUGUGACAUGUGGGGAAGGAACACAAGCUCGCUACGUCAGCUGCAGAGAUACUCACGGAGGAGUAGCUGAUGAAUCAUAUUGUGCCCAUUUGCCUCGCCCUCCUGAGGUGUCAACUUGCUUCAGUCCUUGUGGGCAGUGGCGUGCGGGGGAGUGGUCCUCUUGUUCUGUAAGCUGUGGUCCUGGACGAGUGACCCGCCAAGUGGUUUGUGCAAGUUACCACCACCAGAUCACAGAUGGGAGUGAUUGUGAUCCUGAUGAGAGACCCGCACAAGAGCAGGAUUGCAGCCUCCCUCCAUGUCCCCGGGACUAUCAUGACUAUCCAGCCCACUUCCCACAGCAUGACUACCCACAUCCACGGCAGGUCUAUCCCUCCCACGAUAUUGCCAGCCAGAACACAUGGAACAAUCCAUCAGGGGGAAGUCAAUGGAGAACAGGACCUUGGGGGGCAUGCUCAAGCACUUGCACAGGUGGAUUCCAACGUCGAGUGGUGGUGUGCCAGGAUGCAGAAGGACGUUCUGCCAAUAACUGUGAUGAGAGGACGAAGCCGCCAGAGACCAGGCACUGUGAUGCUGGACCCUGUCCUCACUGGAACUAUGGGAACUGGGGUGAAUGUACGCAGUCGUGCGGUGGUGGAACAAGAACAAGAUAUGUCAUAUGCCAACUGACAAAUGGGCAAAGACUAAGCGAUCAGAACUGUGAAAUCUUGGAGAAGCCCCCGGAUAUAGAACAGUGCAGCGUGCAUCCAUGUCCUGCUGGUGUUUCUUGGCAUCGAGGCCUAUGGAAUUCGUGUUCUGUGUCUUGUGGGAAGGGAACUAAACACCGAGAAGUCGACUGCAUCAACUCAGAGGAGGAGCCUGUGGACAAAGAGCAUUGCAGACACUUGAGGAAGCCUCGAACCUACAAACAUUGCAGGAUGGGACGAUGCCCCACUUGGAAAGCUAAUAAGUGGAAGGAAUGUUCAGUGACCUGUGGAGCUGGGAUGCAUCAAAGGGAAGUCUUCUGCAGGCUGAAGGGCAUAGGUCGAGUAAUUGAAGAGUUGUGCGAUACAUUCUCUCGUCCAGCCAACACACAGCAGUGCAGUUUGCUUGAUUGCGUGCACUACGAGUGGCGUGCAGAUGAAUGGCAAGACUGCUCUGUGCCAUGUGGUGAAGGCAUGAGGGAUCGUAAGGUGAUGUGUGUCGACCAUCUGAAGGAGCCGGUGGAAGAAAGUCGCUGCAAUGAUUCGACCAAGCCCACUUCUGUGGAAAAGUGCAUCAAUGUCCCUUGUGAAUACAUUUGGAUUACAGGGGAAUGGUCACAGUGUUCGACAACUUGUGGCCCAGGAUAUCAGCAAAGAAUGGUUUACUGCAAUCAGGCCCAAUCAAGUCAAGAUCACUAUUCACAUUAUCUGCAAUCAACAAUAUUCAAUGGCUGUCCAAAACCCCGACCAUCUGAUUUUCAAGAAUGUAAUCUGAGAGAGUGCCCUCCAACAGGCAGUUGGAGAAUGGGCGGAUGGAGUAAGUGUUCAGUGACUUGUGGACCUGGGGUAAUGGAGAGGAGAGUUCAGUGCCUCGCUGAUGAUGGUCUACUUAGUGAAUUUUGCCUCUCAAAUGAAAAGCCACAAUUCCGAGUUCCCUGCUUCAAUGAUGAUUGUGAUGUCUCGGAAAGUUGCAGUGACAUUCAGAAGAAAAAUGAAGUGAAAAAGGAUGGAGAGUACUUGUUAAAGAUCAAUGGCAAAGUAAUAAAGAUCUACUGUGCAGAAAUGCAUUCUGAUUAUCCCAGGGAGUAUGUGACUUUGUCCAGUGGUGAGGCAGAUAACUACUCCGAAAUCUAUGGAUACAGGUUGCACAAUCCUUAUGAAUGUCCUCAUAAUGGUAACAGAAGAGAGGACUGUUCAUGCAAAAAAGAUUAUCUUGCUGCUGGAUACACUGUGUUUCACAGAGUACGAUUUGAUAUCAACUCUAUGCAAAUUCUAACUACAGACUUGCGAUUUGCUCAGACAAUUCACGGAAGAGCUGUGCCAUUUGCAGUGGCAGGAGACUGCUACAGUGCUGCCAAGUGUCCACAAGGACAAUUUAGCAUUAAUCUCAGCGGCACUGGAUUGAAGAUAUCUCAAGCAACUAAAUGGAUUGCACAGGGAAACUAUGCAACCGUCAGCAUACACAGAUCACAGGACGGCAUGAAGGUGUAUGGAAGAUGUGGAGGCUACUGUGGAAAAUGUAUUCCCCAAACCAGCAAUGGUCUUCUGAUGCAAGUAAAGACUGAGAUAUCACAUGAAGUAUGAAGGAAUGAAGAAGCUAUCCUGCCAAAUGUGACAACUUGCAGCAGCUUUUUGUGACCAGUCCAAAUUCCAGUACUCUACAGGAAUUAAUGUUCAUUAAUGGAAGGCAGCUGUUACUCAGUAUAAUUUCAUUGCCUGAUAAGUUUCCCAUAGAGUUUUUCAUUUAUUGAAAACAAAGGAGUCGUGCUUUUCAGAGGAUAUGCUCAGGCUGAUGAACAUUCUGGAGGAGUCCAUAUACACGCUUCCGCACAUUGUGUGUAUUUAUCCCAUUACAGAAUGUUAGAUUGUCAGCAUUAUUUAAUUUGAUUUAGAAGAU
Callorhinchus milii (elephant shark) is the source of this 6106-nucleotide messenger RNA. RefSeq names its product A disintegrin and metalloproteinase with thrombospondin motifs 20. Gene Ontology annotation, cellular component: extracellular matrix. Gene Ontology annotation, molecular function: zinc ion binding; metalloendopeptidase activity. The coding region runs from base 13 to 5793 and encodes 1926 amino acids. NCBI's taxonomy places the organism in Eukaryota, Metazoa, Chordata, Chondrichthyes, Chimaeriformes, Callorhinchidae. The transcript is spliced from 39 exons. Gene Ontology annotation, biological process: proteolysis; extracellular matrix organization. The record is from RefSeq and is a predicted model, not a curated record.